AUGUCGGUCUCAUCUCAUUCCUCAGGAGCUGGAAGUCGUGUAGGUUCACCUGAGGAUGAAAAUGGAAAAUCAAGAUCUCAAUUACCUGCUUCGCCAACGACUGGAAAACAGGAUCGAUUCGCAGACAUGAAACGUCGUUCGGCGUAUGCAUUUAGUAUUUUUGCUAAUGAAGAACGGGAAAAGCUUCUGAAAACACAUCCUGACCUACCUAUGGGUCUCGUAACACGAAUGAAUGCUGAUGGUCCGCUCAGUGACGCGAUCCCGGCGAAAAGAUUGCGUCCCAUUAUUCCCUAUACAAAGAUAUCUCUACCUGUAAAUGAUCAACCUAUACGAGUAGAAGCUGUUACUGAACAGCAACCAGGAAAAGUUAUAUUUGUACAAGGACGAGUUAAUCCCGUUACGGAACUUCCCAAAAUAUUAAAUCCUUCCUCAAUAUCUGCCUCGAUUGCUCAUGCCCUUGGAAUGCCCAUUGCAGCACAAUCACAAAGGGCACCAGUGGUAGCCCGUGUGAGUCCUCCUCCACUUAGAUCGUCGACUGUGCGCUCCCGACCUACUCCAACCGUGGUUUCUUCGCAACAGAUAACGGCCAUGCCCAUGUCUGUUCCUACGGCUCCAGUAGAGGUAGAAGUACGGCCCACAGCUACCAGUGGGUUCGCGAGCUCUCAGCAAGCUUUGGAAAUGUUUUAUCUAGCUCUUUGUGAGCCUGCAUUCCCUCAUCCAAAUGAACCUCCAUUGACUCCAUAUCCAGCCAACUAUUGUUAUGACGAGUAUCUACGAUUGACAUCCGGUCAGGGUCCACUCUAA
Messenger RNA from Haemonchus placei, 804 nucleotides. The record is from the annotation of a GenBank genome assembly. Lineage: Eukaryota; Metazoa; Nematoda; Chromadorea; Rhabditida; Trichostrongylidae.